Molecule: messenger RNA, 10393 nt
Organism: Lymnaea stagnalis (great pond snail)
Lineage: Eukaryota; Metazoa; Mollusca; Gastropoda; Lymnaeidae
Source: the annotation of a GenBank genome assembly
ACAAGUUUACUAGAAGGAAAUGAGCCAUUAAAGAUAACGUACUCCGUGGUAGUUAGCACGCCCAACAGACGUGAUUGGCUAAUGAAGAUGGCAUCCUUUGACAUCAGUUGGGUAGACUCCCUUGACUUCUGCAAAGUGGAUCAUGCAUCAUGGGAUUCAAGUAAGUUGUCAAAGUUUAGAUAAUAAACAUGAAAACUUUUCCCUUUUCAGGUCAUUGCUUUAAAAAAAAACAACUAAUUUUAAAAAAAAUAUAUAAAAAAAUUAAUGCUAAUUUCUGUCUGGAGAAGAUGCGUCCUUUGAUUGCAGUGGCCUGGUUUAAACUCUACACUAAUACAAUGUACUUUUUCAUGCAUUACAGUUAAAUUAGAUUUUUUUCCCACUUAAUUGAAUAACAAAGGAAAAAAUUGAUUGAACGCAGUUUUAACCAUAACAGGGCACAACAUUAAGAUAAGCACGUGUGAAAACGGAUGAAAAAUAACUUAUUUUUUUUUGUUUUGUUUCUUUAACCAAAAACAAAAGAACUUAUCAGCUGGAAAUAAACUUAGAAAGAUGAUUUUGUUAAUUUCAAGACCAAUUUGAUUUCAUCCAGGCGUUCCGGGUGCGAUACUAUCAGAAAACUGUCCCUACGGUGAAGAUGUUAAGAAUGGUUUUAUCAGACGUGGGGCCACUGCCACGUGCGAGUGUGACAUUCAGGCGCUGACGCUCUUAACUGGGCAGCUGUAUUGGUUCGGGAAUGAGGGCCAGCCAGUAGAGACCAACGAGAAUGGUGACGUCCUCAACGUGUCCUAUAACUCCACACAGGGUAUGCUCAAACUAGAUACGUUAUCGGACUCUAACCUUUGACUUGAGCCAUACUUUAUUCCUCAGCUAGACCUAAUUUUUUUGUAACUUUAUGUUAUUGUUUCAAACUAUACCCAAGUUUGGCAGUGUUGUUUAAAAUUUAAACCAUCCAUCAUCAUGCAUUAAACCCUAUAUAUUUACAAUAAAGUAUGGAUUAAGUUGCUUUUUUUUUUCAAAAGCGGUUGUAUUUCUAAAGUCGUAAAAUAUAUUAAACACACAUUAACACAUUAACACAUUAACACCAACACAUAACAAAAACAAAACCCUUCGCCAUCACACCCCCCCCCCUUUGGUGACAUCAUUAAAUCAUGCAGGAUGAAUACGAAAAAGAAAUAUUUCAAUGCUCAGAGUGACCGAGAACUCGCUAACCUGUUUAAUGAAUUCUCCUGUUAAAUGAAUUCCCCUUUUUAAUGACUUCUCCUGUUUAAUGACUUCUGUUCCAUGUGAUAGUGUCAUGAAACAAGUGUAAUCCAAAAUAAACUAAUAUAUUUGCCAAGGAAAACGCAGACAUGCAUUAAAUGGGCCCCUAAAAUUUUUGUGUGUGAGGACUUCAGAUUGAAAACUCUUAUUUUUGUAUGCUUAUAAAACUGUGUAGCAUCCUUAAACGAUCGACUUAGCAAAACAGUAUUGUCGCUAGUUUGAUUCCUCAAAUGCCAAAAAUGUAUGACAUUAGACACACAAAGUUGCCUGAAGUAAACCAGACGUUGUUUUUACACACAUGGGAUAUGCAUACGCUAUUUGAGACAUUGUUCGUACACACAUAGAUACAUACACUAUUUGAGACAUUGUUCGUACACAGAGCAAUGCAUACACUAUUUGAGAAAUUUUUCGUACACACAUAGACACAUACACUAUUUGAGACAUUGUUCAAACACAGAGAAAUGCAUACACUAUUUGAGGAAUUGUUUGUACACACAUAAAUUCAGACACUGUUUGAGACAUUGUUUGUACACACAUAAAUGCAUACACUAUUUGAGGCAUUUUUUGUACACAUAAAUGCAUACACUAUUUUAGACAUUAUUGAACACACAUAGACGCAUGCAGUAUUUGAGACCUUGUUUGUGAGGAGAAAAAUACCUUCAAAGUAUUGUAAGGAACCUUGCUUACUCUCUGACAAACUUCAUCUAGAUCUGGUACUCAAUAAGUAAACAACUCCGGUGAUACAUUGGAUCAUUAAACUCGUGUUCUUUAUUUGAUCUAUCACUUGCUUACUCUUUCACUCAUCUCACAGCUCCGACUUCUCCGAAUUCUCCCUGCUCUCUAGAUCCCCGUCCGUCCGCCUUUUCCCCUAUUUAUACCACCCCGUCCCAUAGUUCCUCUCCCAGUCCAGAUUAUACCCCGCCCCCUUUUUCUCAAUUGUCGGUCUAGACGUCCCAGGUAAAUGCCCUGGUCAGAUGGAUGGUCGUGUCUGGGUGUCAGACGGCCGUAAUUGGUCAGGCGUUUGAUCCUUGGGUCCGUCGUGCUCCACAAGCUUGAUCCUUCGAUCAGACGGAUUACGUCAGGCGCCGUCGUGGGUCCGACUCUCCACAAGCUUGGGUGGUCACAAACAUCCUUGGAUCCGUCGUGCUCCACAAGCUUGAUCCUCCGGUCAGACGGAUUACGUCAGGCGCCGUCGUGGUCCGGCGCUCGUGCGUGGUCCGAUCGUGCUCCACAAGCUUGAUCCUCCGGUCAGACGGAUUACGUCAGGCGCCGUCGUGGUCCGGCGCUCGUGCGUGGUCCGACUCUCCACAGUAUCUAUACAACUUUGAGACUAUCAGUCUAACUAUUGGCAAUGUGAAAUGUUUCAGUAAAAAAUAUAUUUAAAAAAAUUCCUUUAAAAAAAUGGACUUGUUUUAAAAGAGUUGCUACGUCUUUCAGGUUCUCAAGCAACGUUCUCGUGUGCUUUUGUGGCGGGCUUGGUGCAGAUGGGCGAAAAAGCAGUGUUUGCAACUAAAUUUUACAGUAAGUUGGAGAGGCUCAUGGGAGAAUAGUUUUCCUUUUUUUUUGGGCGUGUGUGUCACGUGUUAUCAGACUGACUUUGUAUACUAUAGAUAUAAAUACCUUUAUUUUUGUAUUUAUUAUGGAAUAGUCGAGACCGGGGCGGGGGAGGGGUGGGAUGCUACUCUGAGGGCCAUCCGGGAUAUUUGGAUCAUUAGACAAUUUACGGGCCACGUGAAAAUGUGCGCCUAAGUUAUAAAACUAACUCCUAAAGACGAAGUACAGAUUUAAUAUAUAUAUAUAUAUAUAUAUUGCACACAAUUCGAUACACAAACACGGAUUUACAUUUGAUAGAUUAAUUUAAAUGAUACUUUACAAGGAAAACCUAUGGUUCAUUAAUUUCAAAUUUCGUUUAUAAUAAAAAAUGAAAAGAGAGAAACUGAAAAGAAAUUGUUAAUACACCAGGCACCCUGAGUCCCGCCGGGAAACUGAUCGCGGUUUGGCCAUCCCUUGUCUAGGAGGUCAAGUUUGCCGAAAAUAUGUAAUGUCUGGGGGGGGGGGGGAAGGAAGGGUGGGAAGUCAUUCCUUUACUACAUCUCAUUUCAAAUAACAAAAAAAUAAUAUCAACCGGCUUCUGUGUAAAGAAAAUAGGGGAUGAAGAAUGCAAUGAAAAAAAAACAAUAAUUCCGAUCUAUAUUUGACACUCAGUUCAAACACUGAAGGAUUGUUUUGUCCUCAUUGAUCCUGAAAAGUUUUGGUAGACAGAGACGGACCGAAUCUGAUUGUCUGAUUUCGACCCAAACCGAAACAAAAAACGAGAACGUUGAAAUGACUUUCGGUCGAAAGCUAAGACGAAACCAAAAGCUUCUUCUUCUUCUUCUUCUAUAUCUUAAGGGCCCACGAUCAAUUUAUUGAUCAUUUUGGCUCCUAUGCAUGUAGAUGGGAUUUGCAAUGUUUCUGUUCCUGGUGUUGAUGAGGAAAUUUCACAGAUUUCCAGUGCCACUUUGUGAGGGAAUCAUGCACUGGGGGUUUGAAGGCUUGAGGCAAUAGACACAAAUGUGUCUAGUGUUGUCGCCUCAACCGUUCCUUUUGAAAGAUUGUUCCAGUCCCUGAUUGUCUUGGGCUUAACGAGACUUUCGCUAAAAGCCGAAAGAUUUAGCUAUUUCGGAACUCGUUCGCGCAUACGUUCUGAGUAGGUCGAAAAAUGAAAGAGAAAAUAAUCGAUAUUUAUAUUCUAUUUUUUAAAAAUAAAAAAUAUGAUGAUCGUAAAUUUUAAUAAAUAAUCAUCAAAAGAAUACUUUGGUUUUUACCUUUUGAAAUAAUAAUAAUUUAAAUGUGUUUAAAAUGUUUUUUAAAGUAGUAUGGUGAGAGCGAAUUUUGACUUAAUUGGGGGGAGGGGGGGGGGCGGGCACCUUCAUGUAAAAUAGACCUUGGAUGCCCUUUGUUUUUAUAAUAUAAUUAUAACACCGCCUAGACAGAAUAUACGGUAUCGAUCGCAAGCUUAGCCCAUGCAUUUUUUUGUUAUUUGUAUGGUCCACUAAAAUGACAAGACACAGUCUUGAAGGAAGUAUUCAAAUGUAUGUAGGCUUAUGGUGUAAAUUAAAGGUUAUUAUAUGCCUAAUUAUACAAAAUUGAAGUUAAUUAAAAAAUAUAGUUUUUAAAGUACUAACGGUUUCAUCAUUCUCUUUCUGCACAUUAGUGUCAAAACACAUGACUAAAUGUGUACAGCAUUUAUAUUGCGUCAGUGACAGUGUUUAUCUUCGAUGAUGAAGGAUUUCAAAAAAAUGAAUGAAUUAAAUUAGCCUAAGUUUUCCUAAUUUUAUUAUUUAUAUUUUUAAAAAUUAAAAAUAAUAAUAAUAAUUGAACCACCCCUGAGGAUUUUAUUUUCAAAAAAUACUCUGCCUUGGACAACAUUGAUGAGCAGGAUAAUGCUAAAUCAAAAUGAAUGCCACGAGUGAAUGAAUGGAGUAAUCCUACGGUUCCUAAAUUUUAUUGUUGAACAAAAAUCAAACAAAAAAUAAGUAUGUAGUCUAAAAUGUUACCAUUCCACCCAGGGUUUUCUUUCCACAAAACUAUUUACCUUAGCCUUAGCCUAACUGAAAUUUUAUUUUUGGAAAUAUUGGACACGUAGGUCAAGAUGAAGCUGUGAGCAGUGUUUGCAGUGGGUUAGUCAUAAUACAUCAAACGAUGACAGCAUGAAAUCACGCGGUAACAGAGGCGAAGCGAGGGUGUUUGGCGCCCGGGGACAAGAUUCGCGCCCGGGGACAAGAUCCAUUUUAAAGCGCCCCCUUUUCUUUUUUUUCAACUCUCAAACCCAUUAUUUUUACCAAUAAUAUAAUAUCAAAGCACAUUUUGGCGCCCCUAACUAGCUUGCGCCCGGGGACAUCCCCCCCCCCCCCGCCAUCCCCCUCGCUACGCCUCUGCGCGGUAAUGAAUAUCGGAUUGCCGGCCGAUGCACAGAGUGACAUUCUAACGACUUGUAGACGACCGAAAGCCUCAAUCCUUUUCGACCGGACCGAAAAUAACCCGAAAGUUAACUUUCCUGUUUGGGCCGAAACUGUGCACCUUUUGCCGUCGAAACCGAAAUUUGUUCGGCGUCAAGACUGAGAGAUUAUAUGAAAGCUUAUUUACAUCCUUUAAAACUAACUCUUUUGGCCGUCAGCAAAACAAUUGACUGUCUGGGUCGGUUGAGUGGCCACCGGCUCUGCCAUUUGGUCCCAACUGUUGUCCACGUUGUGCCUGGGGAGUCACUCUAUUAUAAUACAAAUCUGAACAAUUUAAAAAGUCCAAAUCAAGCUAUAAAUAUUUCAAAAUAUAAUUAUAAUAAGUUUCUAUCACGUACGAUAAAAUAAAUAUAGAUAUAUAAAUAUAUUAUUUUUCUUAUACAAUAGGUGAGCCACAAGUCGUUAAUUUCACAGUAAACGGAUCAAGGUCAGUAACUGUCAAGGUCAACAAUUCUGUGACAUUCUACUGUCAAGUUGAAGCUGAGCCUCCAGCUAAAGCGGUUCUUACAGGAAGUGGUCUAGGCAAGGUUCAAGAGCUCACGUCUGCUAGUGAUGUAUUUCAGUUAACUCUCCAUGAUCUGGAAUGUGAGGACUCGGGCAGAUACUUCUGUAGUGGAAGGAAUGGAUUUGAGGACAACGCUACGUCGUCCAGGGACUACGUGGACGUGAAUAUCAUAUGCAAGUUACUGAAAUGAAAUGUUUUUUAGUGCUUCUAUUGCUAUACUUAAAACAGUUUUAUUUUUAAACCAUCUGAGUCAAGUGGCGUAACAUGGCGGGCCUGGGUUCCUACUCCAGUGUCUAGGACUACCUUGGGGGUUCAUGGCCUCUACAUAGCAGGUUCACGAUUUCUCUCCAAAGCCGCAACUUCAUUCGCUUCUGGUAGUGACACUUUGGGUAAACUGUAUGACUUCGGUUUAAACCCUACAAAUGUAUUUAAAUUAAUUAUCUAUAAUAAUAAUUCCAGAGUUGAUUGUGUCCGUCCCGCGCUCAUUGCGCACCGUGCUACGCUUUCAUUUCCUGCGCCGCUCGACGUACGCACCGAAUGCACACAAAAUACCGCAUUUCUACGUCACUGAGUUUCAAAAAUUGAGGUCUUGGCAACGAGGAUAAAUCCAGAACCGUGAAAAUAAUUGAUAAGACAGUUUGUGCUGAAGUACCAGGUAAGGACACCGGUGCGUGGCUUUUAGAAAAAAAGGGUCAAAGGGUCAUGGUGCAUGAUCCAUGUGCUAAAAAAAACAUCUCGAAUUUCGUUCAUCUGGAAUUAUUUCUAUAAAUUAUGCACAUCUCCCCGUAGCUUUCACGAGCAACAUGUUUGUGUUGCCAGAUCCAGUUUAUAUUUUUCAACUAUUACACGAGUAGAUGCUAAAGCUCCGUCAUCCUGGCUAGUCCAAAACAAAGUGCCCUCCAACUGCUGCAAGCAUGUUGCGUCCUGUCUGCUGCAAGCAUGAUGCGUCCUGUCUGCUGCAAGCAUGAUGCGCCUUGUCUGCUGCAAGCAUGAUGCGUCCUGUUUGCUGCAAGCAUGAUGCGCCCUGUCUGUUGCAAGCAUGAUGCGUCCUGUCUGCUGCAAGCAUGAUGCGCCCUGUCUGCUGCAAGCAUGAUGUGUCCUGUCUGCUGCAAGCAUGAUGUGUCCUGUCUUCUGCAAGCAUGACGCGUCUUGUCUGCUGCAAGCAUGAUGCGUCCUAUGUUUGUUGCAGGCACGGUGCCCUCUGUCUACUCCAAGUAUAAAAGGUAUAACAUGGGGAUCAAUGAUAUGAAUAACAGGUGGAUCAAUGAUAGCUUUAACAGAUUGAUCAAUGAUAGGUGAAGCAUAUGUAUCAUUGAUGAGGUGUAACAGAUGGAACAAUGAUAGGUAAAACACAAUGGAGCAAUGAUAGGUAAAAGAGAUGGAGCAAUGAUAGGUAAUAUAGAUGGAGCAAUGAUAGCUUUAACAGAUGGAUAAUUGAUAGGUGUAGCAUAUGUAUCACUGAUAGGUGUAACAGAGCGAACAAUGAUAGGUGAAACAGAUGGAGCAAUGAGAGGUAAAAAAGAUGGAGCAAUGAUAGGCAAAACAGAUGGAGCAAUGAUAGGUAAAAUAGAUGGAGCAAAGAUAGGAAUAACAGAUGGAGCAAUGAGGUGUAUAACAUAUGGAGCGAAGAUAGGUAUACCAGCUGGAUGAAUGAUGGGUAAAAAAGAUGGAGCAAUUAUAAAAGUAACAGAUGGAACAAUUGAUAGUUAUCACAGAUAAAGCAAUGAUAUGUAUAAUAGGUGGAUCAAUUAUAGGAAUUUCUUUCUUUUUAAUAUGACACGUAUUUUUCAAAACUGACCCUGGCUUUGUCCGUGGCUUUCCUUCUCACCCAGAUCGAGCAGCUAGGACACCUCGUGUCCCCAUACAGCGAUCAAGCGCUGGGUGUACGCAUUGAACAGGACAUAUUCUCCAGUGGUGGUUCAUCACCCAGGCGUGUCGUACAGGCUUGAUUCACUGUUUUCCCCAUACCCCGGCACCAACUGUCACCGGGCACACCAUAUUUCACCGAUGGUUUAGGCCAUUUUUUUAUACUAGACAUAGGAUUGUCACGUCUGGGUGAGCUGUGUCUGUGGGAGGACUUUGAUUAUCUUGGAGAUAGAGUCUACCAUAACCUUGCAGCCAAAGGAUUGUGAUAUGUUCGAUAUCACUAGACGUAUACAUCCAUAGAGGAAGACAACUUCUGAGUCAAUGACAAGAGAUAGUAUUGAAAUGAGGAGAGAGAGCAAGAGCUGGGUUAGUGUAACGUGAUAUGUGUUACACUUUGCUCUUAGAGGGAAUGAGAGUAGGAGCUGGAUUAGUAUAACAUGAUAUGUGUUACAAUUUUCUCUUAGAGGGAAUGAGAGUAGGAGCUGGAUUAGUAUAACAUGAUAGGUGUUACACUUAGCUCUUAGCGGGGGGAGUUAGGGCUGGGCUAUUGUAACCUAAUACAUUUUACACGUUGCUCUUAGAUGGAAUACCAGACUCCUCCAAAGUGUCCCGUUAUAUCCGCUGGGCGUUCCAUCGCAACUUAUGGGGCUCUGUUGAAAACAGGGAGGGCCAGUACAAGACGAGCAGAGUAGUUCCAUGAAAUCACUCAUUAAGCCACUUUGGUAGAAGAGACCAUAUUUCAGGCGUGUAGCGAAACAUUGGGAUUCUGAAAUGUGCGUUACUUGAGUUCAUGUUUUGUCAGGUGACUUUAGUGCAUGGUUGGAAGUCCACGCAUUGCUUGCUGCCACCAAUGUUUGGCGCGCUAUAUCUAGCUAUUAUUAUUAUAAAAGCAUGUUCAGGCUCUCCUGGGCCGUUAUGGAUCGCAAACCCAUGGUGUAACUAAUGCACUUGCCCACUUGACGCCACGCUACUGCCUUGCACACAAACAGGUCUUAAAGUUUAUUCUUAACAAGGUGCAUAUGACCAAUACACUCUCGCGAGAUUAAUGUUUCAAAUAUAUGUCAUUGUAGAUAAAGAUUUUUUACAAUUAAUUUUGACGCUAAUGUCUUCGUGAAAUGAGCACGUUAUAUUCAGUAUAGGGAGUGGCGUAGCUAGGGUUAUCGCCGCCCAUGGCGAGCCAACAAUUUUGCCCCCUUCAUUCCACGAAAAAAAAAUACUGUUUGGCGGACAUGCCACACUCCACAAAGAGAAAAAUACCACCCCCACCCCAAUCCUGUAAGGUAUAAUAUGUCAUUUACCUUGAAUUCCGUAAGGUCUUUUAAAAUUUCUACAAAGAAUAUUAAAUUUGAUGGCAACUCAUUCAUGACCUCGAAAUUAUUUUAACUUUGCAUUUUAAAUUACACCUAUUUAUUGAUGAAACAAUAUUAAUUUUUUACCUCAAAAAUGUUAAAAAGUUAUUUCUAUCAAUAUAGGUCGCCAGAAUCCUCGGUUCUCGUCUGACGCAUUUAAAACUUUGCAUUUCUUCACCAAUGAAAACACACUGUUCACCAUUGAGAUUUACGGCUUCCCGGCACCACAAAGUUUUUAUCUAAAAAUAGAAACUAGGGACUCCACGCACGACGUAGAACAAGAUAACUAUUCGAUUACCUACCUCCACUUGACUCCACCAUUCGGCUUAGUCAAUGUGUCUAUCUAUGACGCCAAUACCAAGGGUACUACAACCUACAUCCUGGGUAUCGUGAAUGAAGCUGGAGAAUUUCAAGUCAAAAUACAAGUUAUCAAAGAGGAGAAAUCCAUAACAACGAGAAUAUUCGAAAGUAAGUCUAACAAUGCUUUGUGACAUUCAUUUUAUCGUGUUCGACAAAUAUCUUUUUAAGUGGCAUGUGAUCGUAAAAAAUAGCAGCAUUCGAGGACAUUUUCCAAACUACGAGACAAUAUUACAAGCCAUUUCAUGGUAAGUUGUUUCUUUCCCUCAAUUUUUGGGGAAAACGUUCUUGUAAAACUGUUUAAAACCAUUCCAUAUUUCAACUUCCAGAACAGCCAGACGUAGAUGUAGCCAUAGGUGUUGGUGCUGGUGGUGGCGCUGCUCUCCUUGUUAUUGUUACCCUCGUCGUUAUCUGCCUGGUGAAACGGAAACGUGACGGGAAGAGGUCAAGGACGAAACUGAGGGAGGAUGCUGACACCCAACUGACCCCAAAUCAUCAGGACGGCUACAUAACUCCCCUUGAUGGUACCUUCCUUUAACAGCAACCUGUAGAAAUAGAAAGAAUAAUGAGUUCCUAAUGUGGUGAAGUGUUUGAAGUCUUUUGGAUAAAAAUUUAGAUAGACUAGUGAUUCUAUUCUUAAAAUAGCCUGUAAAAUUAGUUUUCAAAAACUCAACAACAAAAAAACCCUCACAUUUUCAACAGUUUGAAUAUCUUUAAACCUUUAAACACCAGAAGCAAUGAACACGUUGAUUUAAUUCUAGAUAUAAACUUUGAAGAUCACGCACUGCGGGAUGAAUCAUUUUGUUUGUCUCAAAUACUUUCAUAUUUCUAUUUUCCCCAGUGAAUAUAAUAGCCGGACCGAAGAACACCGACUUUCUCCAAGAAUGUGUCAGGGACCAGCGAGGUCAUGGCCAUCCAACUACGAACGUCGGACCGACUUCCGCGAAGAACCCCAAGCCACACGCGCCACAGAAACGAGCACCCACGAUUCCUUCAUUCUAAACCUGACGUCAUUCAAGAACUGUCACUGCAAACGAUUUUUUUUUUUUUUUUUU